UCUCUCUCUCUCUCUCUCUCAUGAAGAGUUGUCUCUGUAAACCAGUCUCCGUCUUCUAGAAAAAGAUCAAAACAAGAGAAAGUGAGCCAUGAUGGGUUGCUUUUUCGCCUGUUUCGGAACUUGUAAGCACCGCCAUUGCAGAAAAUUAGCAAACAUAAUCCCCGAAGCAGAGCAGGGACAUGUUCAAGGCAAUGAAGCUCCGCAAGCCACUUCCUCUUCAAAUCAAGAAAACAUUGAAAAACCCAUCAACCCAAUUCAAGAAUCGAAAGAAAAGCUUGAGGAGCGAUCGAAGUGCAGUAGCAGAAAGAAAGUUACCUUUGAUUUGAAUGUGGAGACCUACGAGGAGAUUUGCCCUCUACAUGUUCUUAAAAAUUCCCAAGAAACCAAUGCCGAGGAAGAGGCAAGAAAGGGAAAAGAAACAUCAAGAGAACCCCAAUGCCUUCUCAAAAACACACCAUCCUAUCCUCCAAAUUAUAGAUAUCAGAAUUGCUCAAAUAGCGACGACGAGUAUGAAGGCCUAAAUUCUGAAGGAAGCGAUUUUUACGAUGAUGAUGAUGAUGAUGAACAAAAGUUGGUUCAAGAAGAAACUUCUGGGUCAUUGUUCUCCAUAUCAAUAGAAUCUAGAGCACAAGUUUUUCCAACUGAAAUGGAUGAUGUGGAGGUCAAUAGUCCUAUGCCAAAUCGCGGUUCGCAGGAGCGGGAGAAGAAGACAAUUAUGCUGAACCAAAUUGCUAGGAACAGAAGCCAACAUGUGCAUUCAGCCUUGAACCCAGUUGAAAAUUUAUCUCAAUGGAAUGAGUUCAAAGCUGGAGUCACCCCACUAUGUAAGAAUCAAGCAAAGGAUAACAUGAAUCUAGAGCAAGGUUUCGAUACAUCCAUUUGCCAUUCAAAGUUGAAUCCUAAGCAUUUGGGCAGAGAAGUUGCAGUGGAUGCAAGCCUUUCAAGCUGGUUGGUUAAACCAGGAACCACACCUAAUGCAAAAACUAGCACCGCUUGGGCUGGAAACUCGCCACCAGCUGAGAGAUCAGCAAAUUCAUCAAUUGUCCAAGGAGAUAGACCAAUUUUGGGAGCACUGACUGUAGAAGAACUUAAACAGGUUUCUCGAGCUUCAUCACCGAGAAAAUCGCCGAGACGGCAUCCUGAUGACAUGCCAAUUAUUGGAACUGUUGGGAGCUACUGGAGUCAUACUGGACAGGCCUUGGAUUCAGACUCAGGCUCUUCUUGCAAGGGACUAUCAAAUGCAUCACCCAGAUGCACAGAGGAUACGAAAGUAAAAUGGAAUUCUACUCCAUUUGAGAUCAGGUUGGACAGAGCUCUGGACAGAGGAGUUGCUGAGGCUUAGCUAUUUGCGGAAGUAUAAAAAGGUUUGGGAGAGAAAUUUUCCCCUUCUAUUUUUGUAGUUUCUUUCACAUUUCUGAAUCCGAGAAGAAUAUCAAUGUGUUUUUUUCGUGUGAUCAUGAUCCUAGUUUGGCUUCUAGACAUUACUGGUAAUAAUAAAAUUUUAUUUAUUAUCCAAAA
Messenger RNA from Malania oleifera, 1518 nucleotides. RefSeq lists its product as uncharacterized. Gene Ontology annotation, biological process: male meiosis II. The record is from RefSeq and is a predicted model, not a curated record. The transcript is spliced from 4 exons. Bases 89 to 1342 code for a protein of 417 amino acids. NCBI's taxonomy places the organism in Eukaryota, Viridiplantae, Streptophyta, Magnoliopsida, Santalales, Ximeniaceae.